AUGAAGAAAUCCGGGACUCAACGAUCUUAUAUAAUUUUAUCUUCCCUCUUUCUUUCUUUCUUUCCUUCUUUCUUUCUUUCUUUCUUUCUUAAUAUCACUCCGUUUAAUCCUCCUUCCUUUUCCAUAAUAUCACACUUUCUCUUAUUCUUUCUUUUGUUCUUAUCUUUUUUCUUUCUUUCUUUCUUUACUUCUUUCUUUCUCUCUUCUUUGAUAUCACUUCGUUCUUUUUUCUACAACCUGUAUUGUUUGUUUGUUUGGUUGUUUGUUUGUUUCUUUCUUUCUUUCUUUCUUUCUUUCUUUCUUUCUUUCUUUCUUUCUUUCUUAAUAUCCCUCCAUUUCGUUUUUCUUUCUUUUCCUUACUAUAAUUAUUUCUUCAUGCUUUUUUUUUCUUUUAGUAGUUUCUUACUCUUAUCCUUCUUAUUGUUUGCUAUUUCUCUAUUUUCUUUUUCCUUUCAGUUUUUUUUAGAAUUGCUCAACUUAUUUUUCUUUCUUCUUUCUUUCUUUCUUUCUUCAACCGUUUUUAUAUUCUCAUUUCUAGCACUAUCUUCAUUUUCUUUUUCUUUCAUUCGUAUUUUCCUAUUGUUUAUUCGUCAACUUCUUUUAUUGUGUUGCUGUUGUCCAUUGUUUUUUCUUUCUUCCUUCAUCGCUUUUCUCUCAAUCUUUUUUUUUCUUAUAAUUUCUGCUUCCCCCUCGUUUUCUUCUUCUUCUUCUUGUUCUUGUUCUUGUUCUUCUUCUUCUUCUUCUUCUUCUUCUUCUUCUUCUUCUUCUUCUUCUUCGUUGAUUUACUUCUUUUGGGAUACAGACGACAAUUUAUCCAUCGCACCAUCGAUCUAUCUAUCUAUCUAUCUAUAG
Acanthosepion pharaonis is the source of this 852-nucleotide messenger RNA. NCBI's taxonomy places the organism in Eukaryota, Metazoa, Mollusca, Cephalopoda, Sepiida, Sepiidae. The record is from the annotation of a GenBank genome assembly.